This is a messenger RNA of Phalaenopsis equestris, 1016 nucleotides long. Its product is annotated as polygalacturonase QRT3-like. The record is from RefSeq and is a predicted model, not a curated record. Lineage: Eukaryota; Viridiplantae; Streptophyta; Magnoliopsida; Asparagales; Orchidaceae. The annotation marks the transcript as partial. The transcript has a single exon. Gene Ontology annotation, molecular function: polygalacturonase activity.
CUCGACGGCAACUACCGCUCCGGCGGCAUCGCCGUCGUCGAUUCCCUCCGCACCCUCAUAGACGGCUGCUACAUCGUCCACUUCUCCACCGACGGCAUCUGGAUCAAAGACGGCCACGAAACCUUCAUAACCAAUUCCUUUCUCGGUCAACACAUCACCGCCGGCAGCGAUCCCGGCGAGCGUAACUUCUCCGGCAACGCCAUCCGCCUCUUCGCCAACGACAAUACCGUCGCCGACGUCGUCAUUUUCUCCGCCGCUAUUGGAAUUCUCGUCGCCGGUCAGGCCAACCUCAUCGCCGGCGUUCACUGCUACAACAAGGCCACCGGUUUCGGCGGGACCGGAAUCUAUUUGAAGUUACCGGGUCUGACGCAAAACCGAAUCGUGAACUGUUAUUUGGAUUACACGGGUAUCGUGUCGGAGGACCCGGUUCAGCUUCUCGUGUCGGGUUCGUUCUUCUUAGGGGACGCUAACGUGGUGCUGAAAUCGGUCAACGGGGUGAUGAACGGAGUCGCCGUCGUUGACAAUACGUUUGCGGGGAGUGGGAAUGGGGUGGAGAUCGUGGGAUUGGAUGAGACAGGUGGAGCGUUUAGGACCGUCGAUCAGGUGGUGGUGGGGAGGAAUAGUGUGAAGGGGAUGACGGUGAGAUCGACGGCUGCAACAGCGGCGAAGGAGGGGAAUGGGACGGUAUGGACCGUCGAUUUUUCAAGGGUGUUGUUGAUUCCGAACCGGAUUGAUCAGGUGCAGUACACGAUGCAGACCGGGUCGGGUUUUCCGAACCAUGCUUUGAGGAACGUGUCGGGAAAUCAGGUGGUGAUCGAGUCUGAUCGAGCGGUGCAGGGCACGGUGUACGUGGCGGUGAGCCAAUGCGAAAGCAGCAUGGCUUGAUCGUUUUUUUUAUUUAUUUAUUUAAUUUGAAUUAUUUUUAUUAUUGGGUAAUUUUUAUUAGCUGCUCCUUGCACGCAAAGGGGUAAAUCAAAGUCUAGGGAUGUUAUAAGCAUGGAUUUAUUGAUCACUAU